Molecule: messenger RNA, 2903 nt
Organism: Chenopodium quinoa (quinoa)
Lineage: Eukaryota; Viridiplantae; Streptophyta; Magnoliopsida; Caryophyllales; Amaranthaceae
Product: isoamylase 3, chloroplastic-like
Exons: 24
Coding region: 190-2496 (768 amino acids)
Biological process (GO): carbohydrate metabolic process
Molecular function (GO): hydrolase activity, hydrolyzing O-glycosyl compounds
Source: RefSeq, a predicted model, not a curated record
CCGCCAUGCAAUUAAUCAAUCAAAUAACAAAAUAAAGUAAUGAACCCCACAUUCUCCUAUAACAAAGAACUAAAUAUCUAUCGUAUUUUAGCAGUAAUAUCAUAACUAGUUACUUUCUCCAAAAUUCAUGGAUGCUUAGAUGCUACCAUUAAUCUUCAAUUUCAUCAUCUUCCCAGCUUCAAUUACAAAAUGUUGCACUCGAUUCAUCUUCCUCCAUUCUCCUUUGUUUCACAAUUUAAUCGUAAUUCUCUCUCAUCCGCUUCAUCGUUUCCUCCAUCUGCUGCUUUUAUCGGAUCUCAAUCGAGUUCAGGAUCAGGUAACCUACAGCAGCAAAUGACAAGGACAAGGAGGUGCACAACUCAGGUUUCUAUGAGCGCCACUAAUCAUGGUACCAAAGAGUGUGUGCUUGAGGAAGAAGCUUUGACCAUGAUGGAUACAAGCAAAUCGUUCAAAAUCCUGCCAGGCCAAGCAUUUCCUUUGGGAGCUUCAGAAGUGGAGAAUGGAAUAAAUUUUGCAAUUUUCUCACAACAUGCAAGCUCAGUAACUCUUUGCUUAUUGCUUCCUCCCACCGGCUGGGAGGAUUUUGAUACAGGAAAUGAAGAGAUGGUGGAAUUAAGGCUGAAUCGGAGUUUGAACAAGACUGGAGAUAUAUGGCAUAUUUUUAUUGAGGAUCUUCCGCGGAGUGGUGUUCUCUAUGGUUACUGCAUCGACGGUCCUCAAGAUAGGCGACAAGGGCAUCGUUUUGACAGUAGCAUUGUUCUGAUUGAUCCCUAUGCAAAAUAUGUCGAAGGUCGCCGGCUUUUUGGAGAUCAAAACUAUAAGCUUUCUAAAUUCUUGGGGACAUACGAUUUUGAGGGGCCAUCCUUUGACUGGGAAGAUGAUGUGCAUCCAAACAUACCAGAGAAUGAUCUUGUCAUAUAUGAAAUGAAUGUUCGUGCAUAUACUGCUGAUGAGUCUAGUGGGGUUGAUGCAGAUAUACGGGGAAGCUAUCUUGGUGUUAUUGAGAAGAUUCCUCAUCUCUUGGAGCUUGGAAUCAAUGCCGUGGAAUUGCUUCCAGUCUUUGAGUUCGAUGAGAUGGAGUUCCAAAGGCGCUCCAACCCCAGAGAUCACAUGAUUAAUACCUGGGGCUAUUCAACUAUCAAUUUUUUUGCCCCUAUGAGUCGCUAUGCAAGUUGUGGUGGAGGACCUAUUAAUGCUUCUCUGGAGUUCAAGGAAAUGGUUAAAGCCUUGCAUAAUGCUGGAAUAGAGGUCAUCUUGGAUGUUGUGUAUAAUCAUACAAAUGAGGGUGAUGAUAAACUCCCUUACACUACUUCUUUUCGUGGCAUAGAUAAUAAGGUAUAUUACAUGCUGGAUGAGGAUGGCAAAUUUAUGAAUUAUUCAGGAUGUGGAAACACGAUAAACUGUAAUCAUCCUGUGGUCAUGGAACUCAUUCUUGACAGCUUGAGGCACUGGGUCAAGGAAUACCAUGUGGAUGGCUUCCGGUUUGACCUUGCUAGUGUGCUUUGUCGAGGAACUGAUGGUUUGCCUCUUGGUGCACCUCCUCUUGUGAAGGCCAUUGCAAAAGACACUGUCCUUUCGAAGUGUAAGAUAAUUGCAGAGCCAUGGGACUGUGGAGGUCUUUAUCUAGUUGGACAGUUUCCUAAUUGGGACAGGUGGGCAGAAUGGAAUGGCAAGUAUCGUGAUGAUAUGAGAAGAUUUAUGAAGGGUGACUGUGGCAUGAAAGGAAGUUUUGCAACUCGUGUAUCAGGAUCUGCAGACCUAUACAGAGUUAACAAGCGGAAGCCAUACCACAGCAUCAACUUUAUUAUUGCUCAUGAUGGAUUUACUUUGUAUGAUCUCGUCUCAUACAAUUUUAAGCACAAUGAGUCUAAUGGAGAAGAAGGCAAUGAUGGAUGCAACGAUAACUAUAGUUGGAACUGUGGUUUUGAAGGAGAAACAACGGAUGCUGAUAUAAUUGCUCUACGUUCACGGCAGAUGAAAAACUUUCAUUUGGCCUUGAUGAUAUCUCAGGGUACUCCCAUGAUGCUAAUGGGUGAUGAAUAUGGGCAUACUCGUUUUGGAAAUAACAACAGUUAUGGCCAUGAUAAUGCGCUUAACAACUUCCAGUGGACAAAGUUGGAUGCAAAGAAAGAAGACUACUUCAGGUUUUUCUCUGAAGCUGUGAAGUUUCGUAAAACACAUGACAUAUUCAGACGUGAGAAUUUUCUUGAGAAGAAGGAUGUGACAUGGCAUGAGGACAAUUGGAGCAAUAGCGAGAGUAAAUUCCUGGCUUUCACAUUACAUAGUGAAAAGCGAGAAGACGUUUACUUGGCAUUCAAUGCUCAUGACUUCUUUGUUCAAGUUCCAAUACCUUCACCGCCACAAAAUAAACGUUGGUUCAGAGUGGUGGAUACAAAUCUCAAAUCUCCAGACGAUUUUGUAGCUGAGGGUGUCCCAGGCAUUCAAAGCACAUACAAUGUAGCUCCCUAUUCAUCAAUUUUACUUGAAGCAAAGUAAUGGAAGCCCUUAAGAUCUGCAAACCUACAACUUGCAUAAUUCUCAUCAAUAAUGGAGAAAAUCUGGUCUUAUUUGACUGGAAUUUAUAUUCUCUAUCUUCACUCCAAGCUUGUCAGCUGCACGCAAAACAGACAACAGUCUGGUUGCUUGAGAUCAGAUGAGCCAGUCAGCUGUAGCAAGCCAGUGGACAAGCCAAGCUUAAAUAAAUUAGAACCUACGUAAUCUCUUACACUUGUCGUGUCACUCCGUUAUCUAAAAUUUUGUAUAAUCAUGUAGUGUUAACUUCUUUUACGCUACUGACUAUAAUAAGAAAACCCGAAAAACUAUCUACCUGCUGUAAACAUAUGGUUACGGUCUUACGGUGUACUUAAAUUGGGAAAUAAAAUGAGACAUUGUUGUUUUGUAUC